Messenger RNA from Actinia tenebrosa (Australian red waratah sea anemone), 2193 nucleotides. RefSeq names its product 5-hydroxytryptamine receptor 1F. The record is from RefSeq and is a predicted model, not a curated record. Gene Ontology annotation, biological process: G protein-coupled receptor signaling pathway. NCBI's taxonomy places the organism in Eukaryota, Metazoa, Cnidaria, Anthozoa, Actiniaria, Actiniidae. Gene Ontology annotation, cellular component: plasma membrane. Gene Ontology annotation, molecular function: G protein-coupled receptor activity.
AUAUAAUUCAUUUCCUCGAACAGUUGAACAAUUAUGUUGGCCAUGCAAUACAAUCAGAAGAGAAAAAGGCACAAGUCGAGACAAGAAGUCCUAUAUAUUAAGUACCGAAUUUGCAAGAACUGUCAACUUAGGACUUUAAUUAACUGCUAUUAAUUGACUGUUGGUUCAUGAUGCCAUCAGCGUUUGAGCAGACUGCUACCAUCUGUAAGGAUCUCAGUUGACAGUUAACCAAGGCGGAAAGGACUACAGUUAAUAUAUAUUGGUUUAAAGUACACUAUCUGCCUUCAUAAUAUAAUGGAGUUCAAUAAUACUACGAUAGAAACUAACAAUACAGCUUUUGAUAAUUGGACAUCGUUUCCACCAAACGUCCAUGGAAGAAGACAUCCUGCGGGUGCACUGUUAAAUCUAAAGGAACUACUUACUCUUCUCCCAUUAUCGAUUCUUGUUGCUCUGACGAAUGGCUUGGUGUUUGUUCUAUUCAUCAAGAGAAAGAAACUUCGAACUCCUGCUAAUUAUUUGCUUGUUAGUCUUGCUGUAGCAGACUUUAUCACGGGCACUGUCAACAUACCACUCUUUAUUGCCUAUUUGAGCACCCUUGAUCAUCAGAUUCUUCUGAUUUUUGACCCUUUUAAUAAGUUAACCGCGAUCUUAACGGCCUAUCACAUCCUCGCCGUGACCGCAGAAAAAUAUAUCGCCAUCGUGAAACCACUCAGGCAUCAUAGUGCCAAUCCUAAAAUGCCUUUUAUCGUUCUUGGCAUCGUGUGGUUGAUAUCCUCUGUGGUAGCUGUCAUUCCUUCGUUCUGGAUGACAAUGAUGCGUAAAACACACCGUAAGACAACAGUCCACCUCCAACUGGGUCAUGAUGUGUUUUGUUUCGUGUUUGUAUUCCUUUUACCCUAUAUUUUUAUGGUAUAUGCCCAGGUUGUCAUGUUUAAAGCCAUCUCAAAAAGCAAGAGCAAAAAUAGUUUACAAAGAGCCGUAACAUCAAACGCCAGGCAAAGAAAGGCACGGGGCAUCACAAAUGAAAGAAAAUGUCUGGCCAUAUUUGCCUGUAUGGCGGUGUUGUUUGCUAUUUGUUGGUUACCCUGGUUCCUCUUGACUUUUCUAGCUACACUGACGGCUGUUGUUAAACAACUUCUACCUAUAAUUGCAAAACCAGAAACAAUGUCCUUACUAAAAACCUUUGCAAUUGUAAGGUUUUCCACCUCUAUCAUCAACCCCAUUCUGUACACUUUCUUUAAACGGGAUUUUAUGAAUGCUUGCAAGAGUUUCUGCCACUGUGGUUCUUCGCGCCCGCGGUCAAGUAGGAUGUUAUCCUUCGAAAGUUCAAUACCGAUGACAAGGAGUACGAGAAGACGUUUAGCAAAGAGCAGGAACUCUCAUAAUCUUCAAGAUGCAAAUGAACAACAGGUGAACAUUUCAACAACUGAGGACAUAGUCAUGCAAGUAAUUACAAGUCUGUAGAACAGGUCAAACCAAUAGUUAUCUGAUAAAACAACAGUAGAUAUGAAAUGGGGGUUCUACAUCAAUCCAGCUCCGGAGCCGUUCCGGAGCCAGCGCAUCGGAGGGAUGCCCUGACUUCUUGUCCGAAUUUUUGGACAGCUCAUGCCUAUUUUUAGUAUAGCCCUCUACUGAAACCAUCUUCAAGAUUACCCCCCUUCUCCUGGAGGUUGGAGAAUAGGUCAUAUCCACAUGACAUACCCAUAGUGUAUCAAUGAUAAAGUGGAAUUGAAUAAUCUAGUAUCUUAGAAAUCCAUGUAUGAGUCAUGUUUAAUAUUCAAUACGGGUGAAGGCAAUGGUCAUUGGCCAUGAUGCUCCUGUAUAUAUAAUGAAUCCAUAAUUGUAGACUUGAAUAUAGAGUUGAAUAUAGAUGUCAUGAUUGUCAGAUGAUAUUUAAUAGGAUACGUUGUGUGUGACACAGACUAUCGUAAAUUUUUAGUUUAGGAAGAAAAAGAGUGUUUUAUUUGACACGAGUAAUUAAAUUAAGGUUGAACGAUGCAUCGGAAUAUCAAUAUAUCGCAAUAUUAAAGCCACGAUAGCGAUGCAUCGAUGGAAACAUUGUAUUAUCGAUAACUAUUGCGAUAGUUGACUUUGACUAUCGAUUGUCUCAAUUCUGAAAUGAUAACGAACUUAAAACAUUUGUUAGCAGAUAAUGUGUGGUGCACAAAUUACUCGUUUUUUCUGCUUCAGAUU